Molecule: messenger RNA, 669 nt
Organism: Chaetura pelagica (chimney swift)
Lineage: Eukaryota; Metazoa; Chordata; Aves; Apodiformes; Apodidae
Gene: BNIP1
Product: BCL2/adenovirus E1B 19kDa interacting protein 1
Exons: 5
Coding region: 1-525 (174 amino acids)
Biological process (GO): retrograde vesicle-mediated transport, Golgi to endoplasmic reticulum
Cellular component (GO): endoplasmic reticulum; SNARE complex
Molecular function (GO): SNAP receptor activity
Source: RefSeq, a predicted model, not a curated record
AUGGCACAUGUGAACGACCUCGAACAGAUGGCGAAGGAGCAAGAUAAAGAGUCGGAGAAACAGGCUUUGCUGCGGGAAGUGGAAAACCAUAAGAAACAAAUGCUCAGCAAUCAGGCAGCUUGGAGAAAAGCAAAUCUAGCUUGCAAAAUUGCUAUUGACAACUCUGAGAAAGAUCAGCUGCUGCAGGGAGGAGACUCCUUAAGACAAAGGAAGACUACAAAGAAGAGUCUGGCAGAGAGUGCAAGUAACAUCACGGAGAGUCUGAUGGGCAUUAGCAGGAUGAUGUCACAGCAAGUCCAGCAGAGUGAGGAAACCAUGCAGACCCUAGCCAAUUCUUCACGAACCAUCCUGGAGGCAAAUGAAGAAUUUAAGUCCAUGUCUGGGACAAUUCAGCUGGGGAGAAAGCUCAUCACAAAGUACAACCGCAGGGAACUGACGGACAAGCUGCUCAUCUUUCUUGCCCUUGCCUUGUUCCUCGCCACCGUGCUCUAUAUUUUGAAAAAAAGACUCUUUCCAUUUUUGUAAAACUCCAAAGUUAGACUGAAGUAUUAAAAAAGAUCAGAAAGAGAUGGCAUAAUCAUGGUAGGGCUUUUAAAUAAAAUAAUAAAGGGAUAUAGCAAUGACUGACAGAGUGUUAGAGCAGGCGUGACAUUGUACUGUCCCCAUGGA